CGGGGCGGCGCUUCAUUGCGUUGUACUGACUGUUUACUUCCGUCAAUAUUGAAGAAAAGCAGCAAUUUGUUUUCUUCAUACAACAAAGAAAUCACGCUCUGCAGAAGAUGCCAUUCUUGGGCCAAGACUGGAGAUCUCCUGGCUGGAGUUGGAUCAAAACCGAGGACGGAUGGAAACCCUUCCAGUUGUUCGACCACGAGUUGAGGGAUAACAACAAUGAACUCGAGCUGGAAGAGCUGGACAAUGAAAACAAGGAGAACAUGUAUGCUGGAGAUGUAUGUGAAGUAGCUGCCAAAAAGAGGAAAAAGGAUUACGUAAACAACAAUACCAAAUCACAGUUUUUGUACAGGGAGAGAUGGAUCUACGUUCAGAAAGAGAGCACAAGAGAGAGACAUGGCUACUGCACGCUGGGCGAGGCUUUCAACAGGCUUGACUUCUCCAGUGCCAUCCAGGACGUGCGCAGAUUCAACUACGUAGUGCAACUUCUGCACUUGAUUGCAAAGUCCAAGCUGACGUCUUUGAGCGGCGCUGCUCAGAAGAACUACUUCAAUGUGCUGGAGAAGAUUGUGAGAAAGGUCCUGGACGAUCAUCAGAACCCGCGGCUGAUCAAAGCUUUGCUGAAGGACCUCAGCUCGGGGCUGUGUAUUCUCAUGCGGGAAUGUGGCAAGUCUGUGCUCGUUGGCAACAUCAACAUCUGGGUUUGUCGCCUGGAAACCAUUAACAACUGGCAGCAACAGCUUAACAAUUUACAGAUCCCUAAGCAAAUCUCCAGCGGCAUGACACUGAGCGACCUUCCCCUGCACAUGCAGAACAACAUCCUGUACAAGUUUAGCGAUGCCUGUGACAUCAUCAACCUGGGACAGGCCACGCCUACUUUGCACAUGCUCAGUGAGGAUCGGCAGCUGUGGAAGAAGCUGUGCCAGUUUCACUUUGCCGAGAAACAGUUCUGCAGGCACUUGAUUUUGUCAGAGAAAGGCCAUGUGGACUGGAAGCUGAUGUUCUUCACACUGCAGAAAUACUACCCAAAGAAGGAGCAAUACGGAGACACACUCCACUUCUGCAGGCACUGUAGCAUCCUCUUCUGGAAGGACAGACACCUGGCUUUGCUCUUUAAGGAUACGGGACAUCCCUGCACAGCGAAUGACCCAGACAGCUGCCUGACACCUGUUUCUCCUCAGCACUUCAUUGACCUAUUCAAAUUCUGAAGCUCUGCAGCGUUUUCUAGACUUCACAGGCACCUGCACAGCUCCGAAUCUUCCACUCCAGCCACUCCCCAAUGACAAUGACUUUCAAUCUGCUAAAUACACCUCUGACCGAACUCCGAUUCCUUAUUUCUGACUCCAGUAAAAACUCUAUAUCCUGUCCUUUAGCUGGACAGCCAAACUGUGGGUGCAGCGUGUGUGAAAAAAGCCGAAUCUCUCACUUUCCGUUAUGAAAUGACUGGUGUCUUUUGUUGGUUUUUUUUCCUCCUUCACCCAAACUUUAAGGGCUUAUUAGAAAGAUGUCAUGGUUUCAGUGUUUUCUUGUCUGUCAUGUUGUCAUUUGUUUUCAGAGAAGUGAGCUCUACAUGAUAUUCAGUGCUGGUCUAAGGGAGAGCGGGGUGUAGAUAUAGGUUUAGGGGUGAGGGUAGAUAAUAAUGAGGCUUUGCUGCAUGCUACAGGAGAGAUUGAAGUACUUUGGGAGAGAGCAGAAGAAGCCGUUCCAUUCGGACUUCAUUUUUCGUAGCAGCCGAUUGCAUGUUUGAAGUAGCUGUAGGUUUGUGUUUACGUCUGUUUUUCCUUGUGUUAUUUCCUUGUGCCGUGCAUAUAUCUGAUGUAUUGACACUAAAGUGUACAUUUGCGUUGCGUUAUUUGCUGUACAAAAAAGAGUAACUUUUUACGAUACACUUUUCUCAAAUCGAGUCGCGGAAAAAAUAAUGUAAGCAUUGCUAUUUAUGAAACAAAUGUAUUUUAUAUCCUUUCUCUUGACUUUGUAAUAUUCCUUUGGUAUUCCAGGAAUGUACUUGUAAUAGAAGUUGGUCCACCUAGAUGGUACUGUUGGAGAUUUGAUAGAAACGUGGAAACCUAUAAUGCUGAUUAAAUCUUUUGAUGAAAGAUUA
Messenger RNA from Pygocentrus nattereri (red-bellied piranha), 2098 nucleotides. RefSeq names its product F-box protein 25 (gene fbxo25). The transcript is spliced from 11 exons. Gene Ontology annotation, cellular component: SCF ubiquitin ligase complex; cytoplasm; nucleus. The record is from RefSeq and is a predicted model, not a curated record. Lineage: Eukaryota; Metazoa; Chordata; Actinopteri; Characiformes; Serrasalmidae. Gene Ontology annotation, molecular function: protein binding. Gene Ontology annotation, biological process: protein ubiquitination. The coding region runs from base 108 to 1205 and encodes 365 amino acids.